This is a messenger RNA of Musa acuminata subsp. malaccensis (wild Malaysian banana), 3378 nucleotides long. RefSeq names its product B3 domain-containing protein Os07g0679700. Gene Ontology annotation, molecular function: zinc ion binding; DNA binding. Lineage: Eukaryota; Viridiplantae; Streptophyta; Magnoliopsida; Zingiberales; Musaceae. The record is from RefSeq and is a predicted model, not a curated record.
UCUCCCUCUCUCUCGACUUCUUUACUGUUUGCAGGUCCUUUUUCUUCUCUCCUUUGACGGAGAAGAUAUCAUCACCUCUGCAUGAAAACUCCUCCUACCACUUCUCUUGAACCCUCCUUCGCCGCCGCCUUCGCCGCCAUCGAGUUCGCGCGAGAGGAUAUGGGUUUCUUUCGAGGCGGCGGAAGUGAUCGCCAAGGGAAGCAAAAGGAGUGAGGAGGACUGCGAUUUGAUCUUGCCGGGGGGGCGGGGGUGUGAGAUUGGGAGGAAUUACAGAUGGCGACGAGGAGGUGUAUGAACGCUGCGUGCGGGGUGACGGAGCCAGGGGGAGAGUGGAGGAGGGGGUGGGGACUAAGAUCGGGUGGUUUUGCUAUGCUAUGCGUCAAGUGCGGGUUGGCAUAUGAGCAAUUAGCUUUCUGUGACAUUUUUCACCAGAAAGAGUCUGGGUGGAGGGAGUGUUCUUCUUGUGGCAAGCGCUUACAUUGUGGAUGCAUUGCUUCAAAAUCUUCCUUUGAUCUACUUGAUAUUGGAGGAGUUCAGUGCAUUGGCUGCAUGAAGAACCCUGAAGCACCUUUUAUGCCAAGUGAAGUAGUUCAAAAUUUUUUGUCUCAACACCAUCAAGCGGUCUUUGCUCUCUCAACUAGAUGUUCAAAAGAAAAUGAUACUGAUACAGCAGUAGUUAGUCGUGCCUGCGAAAUGUCCACCACUACUGCUGAUAGUAAAAUUGAUGUUGGUGCUUUUGUUAAGGGAAAGGGUAUGAGCAAUGUGGAUGUAGAGCAGAGUGAGAGUGAAAUCAGAUCGUUUGGGCAUAUCAAGUGGGAGCAACAGUCUCCUGACAUAGGAAUUGCAAGUUUCUCAAACAGAUAUCAAGGUCCAGUAGUGUCUUCCCAAAUAUCCCAACUAGAUGAGAAGGAUUUUGUGAUAGAUAAGUCUAUAAGUGAGUCACUAGCCCAGGCUUGUCUUAGUAUGAGCUUGGGAAAUACAAACCAAGGCAGCAACAUGGAAUCAUGUUCUAGUGCAGAAAGGCCACUUCUUGCGCUCCCUAUGGCUUGUUCAGUAGCUGAAGGAAAGGAUGAAAGAAAAUCGUUGUCUUUCUUUCAACAGUUGCCAAGGGCUCGUUUUCUUGCAAAGCCUCCAAAGACAAGUAAUCGAGCUUUUUCAGAUGCAUCUAGGAGUGCACUUCCAUAUAUGCGAGUUGCAAGGCCACCUGCCGAGGGCCGUAAUCAAUUACUUCCACGUUAUUGGCCAAGAAUUACAGACCAAGAACUACAACAAAUAUCUGGAGAUUCAAAUUCCACCAUAGUGCCGCUAUUUGAGAAGGUUCUGAGUGCUAGUGAUGCAGGUCGUAUUGGCCGUUUAGUUCUUCCAAAAGCUUGUGCAGAGGCAUAUUUUCCUCAUAUUUCUCAACCGGAAGGUGUUCCAUUAACAAUUCAAGAUACGAAGGGCAAAGAAUGGCAUUUUCAGUUUAGAUUUUGGCCAAAUAACAACAGUAGAAUGUAUGUCUUAGAAGGUGUUACUCCUUGCAUACAGUCUCUUCAGCUGCAAGCUGGUGAUACAGUGACUUUUAGCCGAAUAGAUCCUGCAGGUAAACUUGUCAUGGGUUACCGAAAGGCAACAAACACUGUGCCAUUACAGCAGGAUUCUCAGAUUUCUGCAAUUGCUAAUGGUACAUUUGGCAAUGAAACAUUGUUUUCUGGUGUUAAUGAGAACAUAUCUACAGUAAGUGGAUAUUCUGGAUUUCUUCGGUCAUUAAAGGGUGCCAUGGACCCAUACUUGAGUUCUCAAUUAGAACAUAUGAAUGCAUCUGAUGAGGAAAUCAGUUGGCAUAAGGGUGGAAUGCCAAAUGAAGGACUGCAGCUUCAGCCUUUACAAAAAAGAAGCCGCAACAUUGGUACCAAAUCUAGGAGGUUCCUUAUGGACACUGAAGACGCCUUGGAGCUCAAGCUUACUUGGGAGGAGGCUCAAGAAUUGCUUCGUCCACCUCCAAGUGCCAAACCUAGCAUUGUUACGAUUGAGGAUCAUGAGGUUGAAGAAUAUGAAGAACCACCAGUCUUUGGCAAGAAAACCAUUUUUACAGCUCGAUCUUCUGGAGAGCAAGAUCAAUGGGUCCAAUGUGAUGAUUGCUUAAAAUGGCGUCGGCUACCUGUGGAUGUUCUUCUUUUGAAAUGGACUUGUGCUGAUAACACAUGGGACCCUAAAAGGUCUUCAUGCUCUGCACCUGACGAAUUGAGCCAUAAAGAGAUGCAAAUUCUUCUCAGGCAGUAUGAAGAUCUCAGAAAACAGAGGAUGAGUGCAAGUUUCAAGCAAACUUCUUCAGAUCUGGCAGCAUCUGGUCUUGAUGCAUUGGCUGCUGCGGCUGUUCUUGGGGACGCAGGAAACCAAGCCACAAUUCCAUAUGCAACCACCACCAAACAUCCACGGCACCGCCCUGGCUGCACCUGCAUUGUCUGCAUCCAGCCUCCCAGUGGUAAAGGGCCAAAACAUGAUCCUGCAUGCACAUGUAAUGUUUGCAUGACUGUGAAACGCCGCUUCAAGACUCUCAUGAUGCGGAAGAAGAAACGUCAAUCCGAGCGCGAAGAAGCUGAGGCCCAUAAGAAGCUUGCAUGGGGCAGCAAGGAAGAGAUUGAAGGAUCUAGCAGCUCUCCAAAGGGUGCCCAGCAUCUGGAUCCCCAUCAGGAGAAUGAAUUUGGCCCGGAAAGCAGCAAAUCAAUAAUUGAACAGCUCGAAACAAGCAAGGGGCACAUCGACUUGAACUGCCAUCCAGGGUCUAAUGAGGAUUCACAGACAGCGCCUCCGCGACUUAGCAUGAUGAGCCUUCUCCAGGAUGCAUACCGACCCUUGGAAACAUAUCUAAAGCAAAAUGGACUUACGAGCUUGACUAGCGAACAAGUAAACCAGGGGAGUCCGAGCUCGUUUACUGUCCCACAGGCUCCUGGAGAAAGCGAAGGAAAAGCACCAGACGAAGGUCAUUUUGCCUCUGAAGAGCAAGAAGAUGGCGAUGAUGGUGAUGAUGGUGCAGACAUGGUCACCAGCGAUGCUUCUUGAGUAUGUUCUGUGUGAUGAGAACCAGAGAAUGCAGUGAUUCCCUUUUGGCAUGCCGGCUUUUGUGUUCGAGGUGCAGUAGCCUUCGUUCUCUUUCCACACUUAUCUCCUUUUAUCGAGGAUAUCAAGGAUAGUGAGUGUGUGAUAAUCCACGGAGCGCAGGUUUCAUUUGUUCCUCGUGCUUCAUGUUUUGUGUAAGUGGUGGACUCAAUUUUCAUGUUGUGUUCCAUAUUGGAUUCUCUUAGCAUGAACAUCCUCGAAAUCAAUGUAUUAUGUGCCCUCCCCUUGUAUUGUUCCUUUGUUAUGCUCUUAAUUGUCUCCGCCAAUUUAAUUGCUUCU